AGGUCGGUGAGGAAAAGUUUUCCAAGCAGCCAUCAUCACAACAUCGAUAGUUAACGUUAGUUUUUAGUCCCUCAGCUUUAAUUCAGGAGGACAACUAAUGAGAAUGAAGCAAACAGCUCUGAAGGAUGUAUGUGUCUGUCUGCUGAUAUCAGCUGGAAUAAUAUUUGGACAUGAAACCGGUCCAGCUGUGGUCAGAGUGGUUGUGGAAGUCGGCAGUGAUGUUGUUCUACCCUGUUCUCUCAGCUCCAAGGAGAACAUUGUAGAUAAACUGUUUGACUGGAGGAAAGAUGGUCAGAGGAAGAAGGAGGUGUUCUAUUAUAAUGCAGGCAUUCAUUACAAUAAUGGCUAUGAUGGUCAAGAUCAGCAGUUCAAAGGUCGAGUUUCAUAUUUUUCUGAUCAACUGAAGAACGGUAACGCCUCCAUAAAGAUCAGUAAUACGCAGCUGGCUGACAGUGGAAACUACACCUGUGAGUUUCCUCGUCUUCAACCAAGUCAGAUCUUCUACAUUGAGCUUGUUGUUGAGCUUACCAUUAAAGACCGUUCAGGAGAAAUCACAGGAGCUCCAAAGCCGUACAUCUGGACACUGAAUGUCACAGAGGACAGAGUGCUGCUGCAGUGUGAAGUUCGAGGUGCUUCUCCACAACCUAAAGUAGAGUGGAAGGACAGAGCUGGAAACAUCCUUCCUGCUGAGGAGCCACAGGUCUCAGACAGAGGAGGACGUUACUACGUUACCCUCCUCACCACUGUGACCAAGACCGACCACUACCGCUGUGUAGUCACACAGGAGGAAAUCCACCAUCAGACUCAUUCUGAGACCUACGUGUUCAUCAAUGGUGCAGCUCCAGAGCCUUCUGUCAAAGUAGUUAAAACAAAGGACGGGGAGCUGCUGCAGUGUGUUGUUCGAGGUGUUUCUCCACAACCUAAAGUAGAGUGGAAGGACAGUGCUGGAAACAUCCUUCCUGCUAAAGAACCACAGGUCACAGAAAGAGGAGGAAGCUACGACGUCACUCUCAACAUUACUGUAACCAAGACUGACCGCUAUCGCUGUGUUGUAACUCAGGAGGAAAUUAACCAUCAGAUUUUUGCUGAGACUUCUGUGUAUAUCCAAGGUGCAGCUACAAAACCAAAUGUUGCAACACUUGAUCAAACAACACAAUGGGGUCUGCUGCAGUGUGCUGUUGAAGGUGUUUCUCCACAACCUAAAGUAGAGUGGAAGGACAGUGCUGGAAACAUCCUUCAUGCUAAAGAACCACAGGUCACAGAAAGAGGAGGAAGCUACGACGUCAUCCUACAAGCUCCUGUAACCAAGACCGACACCUUCACCUGUGUAGUUACACAGGAGGAACUCAACCAUCAGAUUUCUGCUGACAUAUAUGCUCUUAAUGGUGCAGCUUCAAAGCCGUAUGUUACAACACGUAAAACAAAGGAUGGGAUGCUGCUGCAGUGUGCUGUUGAAGGUGUUUCUCCAAAACCUAAAGUAGAGUGGAAGGACAGUGCUGGAAACAUCCUUCCUGCUAAAGAACCACAGGUCACAGAAAGAGGAGGAAGCUGCGACGUCAUCCUGCAAGCUACUGUAACCAAGGCCGACACCUUCACCUGUGUAGUUACACAGGAGGAAAUCAACCAUCAGAUUUCUGCUGACACAUAUGCUCUUAAUGGUGCAGCUCCAGAGCCAUUUAUCAAAUUAGUUAAAACAGAUGAUGGGGUGGUCCUGCAGUGUGCUGUUCGAGGUGUUUCUCCACAACCUAAAGUAGAGUGGAAGGACAGUGCUGGAAACAUCCUUCCUGCUAAAGAACCACAGGUCACAGAAAGAGGAGGAAGCUACAACGUCAUCCUACAAGCUACUGUAACCAAGGCCGACACCUUCACCUGUGUAGUUACACAGAACGACAUCAACCAUCAGAUUUCUGCUAAGACAUACGCUGCGCCUCUUAAUGAGGCCAAACCCAAGACUACAGACUCCACUGGAUUGGUUGUUGGUGUGUCCGUUCCCAUCAUUCUUUUGGUUGUUGGUGUUGUUCUAGUUCAAACUGAGUUGUAAGAGAGGUAAGUUUAAAUAAUGUCUUUUCAUCAACAUAGUCAUGAUGAACAGACAACACAACACAUUCUUUACAUGUAUCUCAUGUUUAGAGUCUUUGCAGUUGUUUUAUCUUCUCAGACAUUAAUCAUUCUGUUGGUAUUUACACUCAGAUUGGGGUUAAGUAAUUUUGGAUUUUCUUUAACAUAACUUUAUUUAGCUUUUUGCAGAUGAGGAGCAAA
Messenger RNA from Dicentrarchus labrax (European seabass), 2259 nucleotides. RefSeq names its product neogenin-like. The transcript is spliced from 12 exons. Bases 98 to 2041 code for a protein of 647 amino acids. NCBI's taxonomy places the organism in Eukaryota, Metazoa, Chordata, Actinopteri, Moronidae. The record is from RefSeq and is a predicted model, not a curated record.